ACAUUUAAACCACAUGGAUUUUUGUAAUUUGACGUCUUGCUGUUUUGCAGUGUCCAGCUCAGAGCAACCAGCCAACAAGGGAACAGCAGCAGCCAUAAUGAGAUGGAAAUGACCUCCUCCUCCUCCUCCUCCUCCUCCUCCUCCUCCCCCUCGCCCCACAUGCACUGAGCAACAGGUCUAAAUCCUGACUGUGCAGGGCUGAGCAGGGCUGGCUGCUCUGGAUGUCGAGGGCCUGAAACACCAACUCUGAGCUGCUCGGUUUCAGGCACUGAAGCUAAACUUUGGAAACAGGAGCAACUAUGAUCCGGACGGCCAUAGAGCACGCCAGGAAGCACCCCGGGCUCAUCCCUCAGUUCUUCUUCAUCUGUCUGGGAAUGGGCGGAGCCACGCUGUACCUGAUCCGAUUGGCCAAAGGACCGCAUGUCACCUGGAACAAGACGGCAAACCCUGAACCCUGGAAUAAACUUGACCCCACGUACCAGUACAAGUUUGUGGCGAUCACCACAGACUACAAAAACCUGAAGAAGGAGGGGCCGGACUUCUGAAUGUAACUAACAACAGGUUUCACACUACAACCGGACGUAGGGUCAGAUUCACCCCCGCCUGCCAUCCUCGAUGCCCCCAAUGCAGGCGGUGUGUGAUCUGCAAACGCCACCCAGUGUGUGUCUGAGCCUGUGUGAUGUCCACAACAUUGCUGGUUAUUGUACAAAAUAAUAAUAAUAAUAUUUUCAGAGUGCACAUACACGUUUCUUUGCUGAAAAGCAGCAUUUUUAUAAGAACCCACAAUAACUUCCUCAUAUCUCUACUGUAGGAAGAACGAUGGCGAGUCUCUCCUGGGUGAAGAGAUAAGUGCAAAAUGAAAUCUGACAAAUCUCAAUCAUGCAUCCAGAAAGAUGUACAAUACACUAAAAAAUGUCCAACACGAUGUUAUGCUGUGUUCUGACGUGUGAAAGUUGAAUGAAAAGAAUCAAGUGUCGUCUGUUUGCAGCUCGUUUCUCAUGCAAGUGAGGAGAGCUUUAACUCUGCACACUUCUCAGACUAUGACUUAACUCUGCUGUGUUGCAUCGCACUAACUACGGUGACUGAAGUGUGUGUAUUUCUUCAUAACUGGCAGAUGAUUGAGAGUUUAGCAGCCACUAAAUUCAUUAAUAUCUGCACAACUUAUGGAAGAAAAGCUGUGAUGCAUUAACUGGGAUGCAUUCUGUCAAUAAACAACCUGCCUGAUUCCUGUC
Salarias fasciatus (jewelled blenny) is the source of this 1232-nucleotide messenger RNA. It is a transcript of the gene ndufa4l2a, whose product is annotated as NDUFA4 mitochondrial complex associated like 2a. The record is from RefSeq and is a predicted model, not a curated record. Bases 300 to 545 code for a protein of 81 amino acids. NCBI's taxonomy places the organism in Eukaryota, Metazoa, Chordata, Actinopteri, Blenniiformes, Blenniidae. Gene Ontology annotation, cellular component: respiratory chain complex IV. The transcript has 4 exons.